CGAUGGUUUUCUGACUUCUGCUACGAAUGUACAUGACAGAUGUACGACUAGUGAUAAUUUAAUCAGCAUGGCACCCAUAGGACCAACACCGAAGAAAGAUAAACCUAGAACGCAGUUUCACUCACCAAUACCUGAUCCAGCCGUCGAACCAAUACAAACUACUGCAAUUGUAAUUAUUCAUCCUGGCUCUGCUAACUUGAGACUUGGACGUGCAUCAGACUCAGUGCCUGUAUGUAUUCCACAUAUUAUUGCUAAAAGACACAAAACAACCGGACAACCUGUACACGAAGAUUACACCGUACUUCGUUAUGAAACCAAUCAUGCAGAGUGUGAACAGCAGAUGGAUCAAGGGCUGCGUAAAAUUGAACGUGAAGUUUGGUCUCUGGGAUUAUCCACUGGACAGAGGAGAAUAACAACAUCACCAGAACAGGUUUCUGUGUACAACAGUACUGUGAUCCCACAACAACUAGAUGAUAAUUCUGGAUUGAAAUGGACAGACACUCAACAUCUGCCGGAAUAUGUAGUGGGAGAAGAGGCAUUGUAUAUAAGUCCACAGGACUGCUAUAAUUUUCACAGACCAUUCAGAUGUGGUGGGUUAAAUUUACAUCAAGGUAUCGGAGGCUCCCUGACUUCUGUGAUACAGGAUCUACAAAUAAUAUGGAGUUCAGCAAUUGAGAAUCAACUAGAAAUUCCAGUUAAAGAUCUCAAGCAUUACAGAGCAGUGUUGUUGAUUCCUGAUAUCUAUAACAGACCUCACGUCAAAGAGUUGAUGAGUUUAUUGUUGAACAGACUAGGGUUUGGUGCAGCUAUUGUUAUACAGGAGUCUGUGUGUGCCACCUUUGGUAGUGGUGUUCAGAGUGCCUGUGUAGUGGAUAUCGGUGAUCAAAAGACUAGCAUAUCAUGUGUAGAAGAUGGUCUCUCACAUAGGAAUACCAGAUUACGACUUUCAUUUGGUGGGAGUGACAUUACCAGAUGUUUUGCUUGGUUGUUAAGUAGAGUGUAUUUCCCCUAUAAGGAGUGUGAUUUGGCCAGUAGAAUGGACUCCCUACUCAUGCAGGAGUUGAAGGAGAGUUUCUGCCACUUAGAACCGGAUAUUUAUGGUCCACAGUUACAUGAGUUUCAUAUUCGACAGCCACACAGACCAACAGUGUUGUACCAGAUCAAACUAGGAGAUGAAGGGAUACAGGCGCCGAUGUCAAUUUUCAAUCCACAAGUGUUUGGCUUGGCUGGUAAGAAUCUCUUUCACACACAGCAGAGGAAUAUAGGAGAUUCUGAAGAUCCCCACGAUGAGACAUAUCUACUGCAGACACAGAGUAGAGAAUCUGUCAAGUCGAAGUCGGCCAAUGCUGAGGAUAAAAAUAAAGAUGGCGGUGCAAAUCCAGAUGAAGUUAAAGUCAAGACCGAGAAUGCAGCGGAGGAGAAAGAGAGUGAGGAACCUGAGCUGCUGCAACCAUUAAGUAUGUCUUCAAGGAUGGCUACGUCAGAGUUUGCUGACCGAGUACCUGGGUUGGAUGAAGCUAUUCUGCACAGUAUUAGUUGUUGUUCAUCCGAUGAAACGAAGAAGAAGAUGUAUGGUACAAUCCUUGUGAUUGGUGGUGGAUUACAGUUUCAAGGUGCCCAGGAAAUGCUUCAUAGAAAGAUACUAAAAGGAAUACCAGAAAAGUUUCGAAGUCAAGUAGAAUCAGUUGAUGUUAUAUGUAAAGCAAAGGAACUGGACUCCAAAAUGACAUGCUGGAAAGGUGGCGCUGUUUUGUGUUGCCUGGAUACAAGCCAAGAGCUUUGGAUCAGGCAGAGGGAGUGGCAACAUUAUGGCCUGAAAGUACUGAGAGAAAGAUCACCAUUUGUGUGGUGAAAAAAAUAAGACAUUGGAGGGCAUGCUUGAUUCCAAAUGUGAUGUACACAUUGAUGAUCUUAGGAUCUGACUGAAAGCUGAUCACUAGAUAUAAAGAGUACAUGGCCAUUACAUACUGAAGUGAUGAAGACAACUUCCUGCAUUGCACACCACUAGUACUCAUUCACAUAUUGUCAACUGGAUGGUAGCUGGGACAUUUCCACGCCUUAUUUAAAUACUGUGGUGAAAACAAGAACUUGGGCUACAGAAACUAAACUUAACUUACAGGAAGAAAACAAAGAAAGUCUGGUUAAAGCAUUACAUGCUAAGUGUAAUGUCAGAUAUUCUGGCAAAAACAGGACUUAAAGCAAACAAUAGCAGUGAUUUGUUUUUAAAUAUAACCAAAUCUUACCGAAAUACUGUUUUAGAAACAAUUGCAUGAGCAAAGUGACCCUACACAAGGGCCAGUAGUUGGAAAUGGUCACAUGAUCACACUACAGUGAGAGACCAUCUUGACUUGUUUGACAUUUCGCCCAGGACACUAUUUGUAUUUCAGGGGCAAAAACCGGUCUUUGUGGCUUUCUCAAUGACAUACUAAAUUGUCUAGUCGGU
Messenger RNA from Saccoglossus kowalevskii, 2443 nucleotides. RefSeq names its product actin-related protein 8-like. Lineage: Eukaryota; Metazoa; Hemichordata; Enteropneusta; Harrimaniidae. The record is from RefSeq and is a predicted model, not a curated record.